GAAGUCUGUUUAUUUACCCGUUUUUUUGUAUCUACCAUGUUCAUUUGUUCUGAUAUUCUCAGUUUUUAGGUUUUUAAAAUUACUUAAUUUUGUAGGUGGAGACUAGAACCAAUAUUUUAGCAAGUGUUUCUAGGUGAUUCUUCUGAUCAUGCAAGUUUGUGAAGCAUUGGGGACAAUUAUUGAAACCCUUGUUAAGGACAAAGAAAGGAGUGUUCGUCACAUUGCAGACUUUGUGCAGUGGUUGUGUAGAUGGAUUUUUCAUUUAAGGUAAUUGCAAUAUAAUGGCUAAGUAGACAGGAACUUAACUAGUAAUUUUAUGAAGAAAUAUGAAGGAGUUGACUUUCUGUUCUUUUUAGUCUGAAAUACAAACAGUACAUGCUCUAUUACUUUCAUUAUGUGAGUAACAAUAACUAAUCUGAAACUAAAUUCUAAAGAAAGGAUGCGUGGUAUAAGGUUAUUUGUGGAGGAUUCGUUGUCAGCUGAACACUAAAGCACUGUAACCAAGAGCCUGCUGUGGUCAUGCAGCAUUAUUAUAUAAAACCUUUCUUUGGGGUGCUUUUAUGGGGACAUUAUUGUUACCUGUGAUGUUGAAAAGCAGUUUCUUUAGAUUUUGUGUUUGUUGCACACUUGGUGGUAACUAUGGAGAAUUUAUUAUGUUGUAUGUACCUACCAUUUUUUGCAUGCUUAACUUUCAUUAUGCGCGGUGCUUUAUAACUAUCUCUGAUCAACAAUUCUGUGUGGUGAACAUCCUCAGAAAACUGAGGCUUAAAGAGGAUAAGCAGUAACUUCACUUGGAGUACUGAACUAGUAAAUGCAAUUUAAAUCAGGCCUCAGCUCUAACCCUCCAAAGUCUUAGUCUCUGUGAAAGGCAAAACUAUGCAAUCUAGGCAUGUUAUUCAUACCUGGAUGUUAUACAUUGUCCCUUGAUAAGGAUUAAAAAAUGAAUGAAUGAAUGAUAUUAUUAUUGCCCCUCCUGUUAAUGAAUUUACAUUAGCAAACAGCAUGAUUUCAGAAAGAUCUGAUCACCUGGAAUUAAAGUUGGUACAGAAACCUUUUCAACUCCAAAAUGUUGGAGGAAGAUAUGGAAGUCGCCAUCAAGAUGGUGGUUGUUGGGAAUGGAGCCGUUGGAAAAUCGAAGUUAAUGAUGAAGAUGUCAGACUCAUGUUAUGGGAUACAGCAGGUCAAGAGGAAUUUGAUGCAAUAACAAAGGCCUACUAUCGAGGAGCCCAGGCUUGUGUGCUUGUGUUUUCUACCACAGACAGGGAAUCUUUUGAAGCAAUUUCCAGUUGGAGAGAGAAAGUAGUAGCUGAAGUUGGAGAUAUACCAACUGUACUUGUACAAAACAAGAUUGAUCUCUUGGAUGAUUCUUGUAUAAAGAACGAGGAAGCUGAAGCACUGGCAAAAAAGCUAAAGCUGAGAUUCUACAGAACAUCGGUGAAAGAAGAUCUAAAUGUGAAUGAAGUUUUUAAAUAUUUGGCUGAAAAAUAUCUUCAAAAACUCAAACAACAAACAGCUGAGGAUCCAGAAUUAAGGCAUUCAAGUAGUAACAAAAUUGGUGUCUUCAACACUCCUGGUGGAAGUCACUCGGGCCAGAAUUCAAGUGCCCUCAAUGGUGGAGAUGUCAUCAGCCUUAGACCCAACAAACAGAGGACCAAGAAAACCAGAAAUCCUUUCAGCAGCUGCAGCAUUCCCUAAAAUGCUUUAGGUAGUAAGAAAUUGUGCAAUUCUGCAAGAACUAUUCAGUACGUCAAGCUGUUAUGGUACAUUACAAGUCUUCUUCAGCAGACGUUGCACCUAAUGGCGCUCUGGAUGUUGACAAACUUAAAUAUUGUUCUGCAGUGCUUUUCAGGAUGGAGUAAGAUCUUUGGUGGAAAAAUUACUGCCCUAUGGACUCAUUUUUAAUUUUUUUACAUUAGACGAAGCUUCUCCUGUUUUUGAGGGAAUACUGUGAGAUGUCAAAAAACAGGUUUUGCUGAAUUUUAAAUGCUGGAAAACAUAAAUGAAAAGUCUAAAUAUAUAGGUACAGAUUUUAAUAUUAUGGAUCAAGGAAAGAUAGCAAGCAUUCUUUUUCUGAAAUUGGUCAUCUAGCUUUUCUAGAAAAUAGUAUUGAAUCCAGAUACUUACAAAAAAUAGCAUUGAAAGGUAAACCCUAAGUCUUGUCCAACUUCAAUGCCACUUGUGCAAUAUCUGUGUAAUGUAGGGUGUGGAGGUGUGUUUGCAGAUAGUUGGUGCUGGAGUAAACCGAAGGUGUGUGCAGUAUUUAAGGAAACAGACUGUGGUUCGUUCAUUCAUUCAUAGAACCACUUACACAUUGUGUGUAUGUUGAAAGGUUUUAUUUUCAAAUAAGAAAUUCCAGACAUAUAUUUUGCAGAAGAGAAGUGCUUUGUGCCAAAAUAUCAUACCUACUUUUUACAGUGCUUUACUAUCAGAAUUUAUAUUGUUUAUGAUAUCUUUUAAGAGCAGUUUUUCUCUCUGACAGGAUGGGUAAAAGAGGAGUAUAAAUGUUUUAGUGCUAGAGCAUCUCCCAGGUGAGAUACAUUGCAAAAUCUUCCUCCUGUGUCCCUCCAGAAGGAGGUCCUUAAGCAGGCAGAGCGCGUCUGCGGUUCCUCCUCAGGGCUGGGAAGUGCGGUGGUGCUUCCCGUGCCUUUGGCUGCUGACUGAAAAUGCAGUUUUGAACUUUCAGGAUCAUGUUAACAAUUUUCUUAAGUGCACAAAAGAUGAUCUGUCAUAAUCCACAUUAUGGAUUUUAUAAUGCCCUGUAACUGUAAAGCAUCUUUUUGUUUACACAUUUUUAUAUGGUAUUUUAAGAUGAUCACAUACACAUUUCUAUAACCUUUGAUUUCUACAGCACUUUCUCAAGACCUCUGUCAGGAACAAAUAUAAAAUAAUUUCUUUUAAGAAAUAAUUUUAGUGUGUAUCAUGUUGCAGAGCAUAAAUGUGACUUGAGACAGUAGCUUUCCAACUAAGAUAAUUGCAUGAACUCUGUUAAAACUAAUUAUCACUUAUGAAUCAUUUUGUUUUUGACCCAUUGCAAUAUACCUGGGUUUUACAGGAUUUUGGAAUAUGUAAAAAUAACUUUCCUUGGAAAAUGUGCUAUAAAGUCCUUUUUCAUUAUUUGUACUAAAUGCGUAAUAUUUUAUAUAUUCCUUUUGUAUGUUGUCUUUGUUUUUUGUCUGAGUCCUCCAUCUGCACCACUCUCAUCCCCCGUCCAGGUUAAUGCUAAGGACCUAAUAGAAUUUUCUGGGGCAUGUCUUUGUUAAUUCAAGAAUGGAUGUUUGCUUUUCAUAAUCUUGAAGUGAUCUGGCACUAUACAUUUCAAAGUAAUAUAAAAUGUUUAUUUUUAUGUCAAUGGUGACAACCGGUCACCACUCCCAUUGCUGGCAGCAGGAUAGGUCCUGGGCAAAACUCCAUUCCUGACGAUGGAUACCUGCUAGUGGUUUGUCUUUCCUUUCCUACUGUCUUAAAAUAUAGUCUAAUUUUUGCACAAAAUAUAUUUUUAGUUUUUUGGGUUUUAGUAGCAGAAAAAUCACAUUAUGUAAUAUGUUGUAGUUGUAUUUCAUGUUAAUUAAAUGUGUGUUGGUAAAAGUUUGAUCUAUAUAAAAAAAUGUAAUCUCUGAUGGUUGCAGUUCCCCUGAUAUUUGUAAUGUAAUUUUAUAUACUUAGUUUGUCAUUUCUUGCAAGAACUGAAGAGAAAGCUUUGUAACAUCUGAAUUUUUAAUUUGCACUUCUGUAUUUUAAAUCUAACCAUAACCAUUUUAAAGAAUUAAGUAUCACUAGUGGAUGAAAAUCAGCCACUAGUGAUAAUGUUAAAUACGUUGCAAUUUAGUUAAUUCUAAAAUCUAAAUUGACAUUAGUUCCCCCCCAGACCCUUAAUUCUUUUAAAUAACUUUACAAUUAAUUUCUAAUGAACCAUGGUUGCUGAAGAAAACUUGUCUUAAGCUCCAGGAUGUUGUGAAUUUGUGUUCUUAUGUAUUUUUUUUUUUUUACGUUAUGGCUGAUUUUUAGCAAACAGACAUAUAGCUCUGUAAUAAUUACCAUAUAUCAAAGUUUCUGAGGUUUCCUUUUCCUCUUUCAAGCUGCCUAUUAAAUAAAAUAGUAUAUUGAAUAACCCACACAAAGCCAUAUAGUUAAAUAAAACCAGGCUAAAUGGUUUUCAUCUGCCCAAAGUUGACAACAUGCAGCAUGUAGUUUUUCUAAAUAAAGUAAAACUAACAUUACCAAAAAGAGGAUGGACACCUUUCCUUGCCGUGGAGUGAAGUUAGUUGGUUGUUUCAGAAUUUGGCGAUGCAGUGCUUAGAGAGAGCACUCGUUACUGCACUCUGCUGAGCCGGGGGCUUCUAGGGCUGUGGUCUUUCCUGAAGAUCUUAGAGUGGAGAGUUGGCCUCAGGACCUAAUGUCCCAACUUAAAAAAAGUGAACUACUUUAUUGUAAACUGUUAACUUGAUAGAAUCCUUCUUAAAAUCUUUGAAAUAGUUAACUGGUUAUUUGCUAAAAUGCUCCCAUUACUGCAUAUCAGUUUCUCAGAAAACAAAAUGAACUGUA
Phyllostomus discolor (pale spear-nosed bat) is the source of this 4542-nucleotide messenger RNA. RefSeq names its product RAB23, member RAS oncogene family (gene RAB23). The coding region runs from base 949 to 1695 and encodes 248 amino acids. The transcript is spliced from 7 exons. Gene Ontology annotation, molecular function: GTP binding; GTPase activity. Gene Ontology annotation, cellular component: plasma membrane; trans-Golgi network transport vesicle; synaptic vesicle. Gene Ontology annotation, biological process: cellular response to insulin stimulus; protein localization to plasma membrane; regulation of exocytosis. The record is from RefSeq and is a predicted model, not a curated record. Lineage: Eukaryota; Metazoa; Chordata; Mammalia; Chiroptera; Phyllostomidae.